Molecule: messenger RNA, 1398 nt
Organism: Penicillium robsamsonii
Lineage: Eukaryota; Fungi; Ascomycota; Eurotiomycetes; Eurotiales; Aspergillaceae
Exons: 3
Coding region: 1-1398 (465 amino acids)
Source: RefSeq, a predicted model, not a curated record
AUGACCCAGCAAUUUUACACAUUGGGCGACGUUGCCGCAGUCGCUCGGAAACACCCUUUCUACAAUCCCAGUGUGAAAUAUCCACUUUUUCCUCACGAAGUUGGGGAUGUCAUCAAAUCAACGCCUCUUGAUAACGAUUGGUUCUCCCAUUUUCCAAUCAUCGAGAAAAAGAACAUUUUCCCAGUCAUUGAGCGUCUGGCAGAAGAUGAUUCGCCAGAAAACAGCUUCCGCCAAAGUUCUUACACCAGUGUUACGGGUGGAGGCUGGAGCCGUGGGGUUCCAAUGCUAUUCUUAACCGACAGUGGUGAAAAUCGGCGCCAACGAGAGAGUAUUGGUGCCUUGAUAAAAGCAAUAGGAAUUGUGCAGCCCACUGACUGGAUAUUGAAUAUUCAUGUUUCUGGAUACUUGUAUCGGUCUCUCGACUUGCUGACGGAUAGUCUCGAAUAUGCGGGGGGAACGAUCCUCUGCGCUGGUGGAGAUAUGUCCGCUGAGCUAGUUACCAAAACUCUGAUACAGUACCGAUGCAACUUCCUUACCGGCCCCGUCACCGAGCUCAUUAAGCUAUCUCGGCACAUAGCUAGCCUACCCGCCGAUAUUCGCAGCCAAAUUCGAAUCACCAAGGUUCUGUACACCUCCGAGCCACUGUUACAGUCACAGCGGGACCUUUUGGUAGAAAUCUUCCAUGCUCCCGCAAUAUAUUCCGGCCUAGGCAGUGCCGAGGCUGGAUUCUGGGCUGUUUCCAAUCCACAGCUUGCCACACAUGAUGGAGACGAAAAUGGUGCGCGCGAUGCAGCCGAUUUCAUAUAUGAUACGCGGGCUAUGCACAUUGAGAUCCUCACUCGCCCGUCGUCCGAGACUACUUGUCCAUUACCCCAGCCCGUUGCCGAAGGUGACACUGGUGCUAUUGUGCUAACAUCUCUGCAACGUCUUCGAAAUCCAUUGGUGCGAUAUAACUCUGGGGAUAUCGGGUCUCUCCAUCCGCUUCCAGCCAACGCACAAGCAAAAAUUGCCCCAGCGUUUGCACCACAUCUACGCUUGCUGCGUAUUUACGGCCGAGAUAAAGAGUUCAGUUUCAACUGGGGCUCUAACUACUUCCAUUAUGACACCAUUCAUGAGAUGAUGCAAACAGAAGAAUUUAGCAUCCUCCAGUGGCAGAUCAUACUCGGUUGGGAAGAAGGUAUUAAAGGUGUUGAAUAUAUGGAGGUCCGGAUUCUCCGUAAGUCGCCUGAGACUGCCAAAACCUCAAUCCUUCCAGAAAAAGAAAUAGUGGCCCGGAUCAAGUUCAGCUUCCUCGUUAUCACCAAUCCUUAUUUCAGAGUUAUCAUUGUCAAUGAUGUGAAUGAUUUUGAAAGAAGCGGGACUGGUCGGAAGGUCAUACGAAUGGUUGACUACAGAUGA